This is a messenger RNA of Brenthis ino (lesser marbled fritillary), 399 nucleotides long. The record is from the annotation of a GenBank genome assembly. Lineage: Eukaryota; Metazoa; Arthropoda; Insecta; Lepidoptera; Nymphalidae.
AUGGCUGAAUCUGUUGCGAGUCAGUCCAAUAAAGAAGUAAUGUCUAAUGAUAAUAGUGUAAAAGAAUUUUUAUAUCAUGAAAACAAUUGUAAAGCUUACAAAGAUAGCGAUGAAGAAAUUAAAAUGAUAUUCAGUGAGAUCAAAAAGCUCUCUGAUUGCAAAAAUAAAGAUACUGAAAUAGGUGAAGAUGUUGAAGACGUGGAACUAAUUUUAAAAAGAGCAGAAGAUAUUGCUCAUGAGACUGAAACUUUACUAAAAAGUAGCCCCAUCGCAGCUGUUACGAAAAGUGUUCGGCCUAGUUUCAUUGAUUCAGGGAAUAUUCCACAAAUAAAAGUUACUCAGGCUAAUGAUAAUAUAACCAAUAGUGAUUAUAAUACUCAGGUUUCAGGAAAGGUAAGU